Baudoinia panamericana UAMH 10762 is the source of this 813-nucleotide messenger RNA. RefSeq lists its product as uncharacterized. Bases 1 to 813 code for a protein of 270 amino acids. The transcript is spliced from 2 exons. NCBI's taxonomy places the organism in Eukaryota, Fungi, Ascomycota, Dothideomycetes, Mycosphaerellales, Teratosphaeriaceae. The record is from RefSeq and is a predicted model, not a curated record.
AUGCACGUCCCUACAGCAGAUCUUGUGCCUACCUUGCCCGUCGUUCGAGGCUCUUCCUCCCUAAUUGUUGUUAAACCCGACCUUUUAAGAUUGCGACCGGCUACUCGAGGUCUGGACGCUGCAACAGACGCAACAACAGAGCAGCAUGCAGUGAUGAGCUGGAUCUUAUUACAUGGACGGCCACCGACAUUCGCUGGCAAAGUGCGGCUGCAGCGGGAAAUCCAAUACCCGCCAUACUCGUGCAUGCUCUUGCGUGGACACACUCUCUUCGCCGAAUACGAUGACCGUAAGACCCGCGCCGACAUCUACACCGACCUCCCCAUCUUGUCACACAGACCGAUGCAACGUCUCGCUCUGGACUUCGAGAAAGAGUCUUCAGUCAGUGUCAGCAGUACCUACAGGCGCCCGUAUGGGAACCAAGAGAUGUCCACCUGUAUGCACCAGGACCAACGCAUGCCUGCUGUGAUGCCGCCGCAUACUGUUCUCGAGCACGACCACAUUUCUGGUACAGCCGCGCCUGUUGAGUUCGUACCGCGUGACGACGGCUAUUACUCGGUCCUGCCAUGCAGAGAGAGCUUCCGUCGAGGAAACGUGUUUGGCAGGCGCGGCAUAAGGUGUCCGUACAUGGUUGCACACUGUAUGAGGCCGGUGACGCUAACAUCACGCUCUGUGCCGACUGCCAUUCCGGCUUCUCUUGCGAAUCACUCUACAAUGCACACCACUGCAUGUCACGGAUCAUCGAAGACAUGCUGGACAAGCACCGACUGGAAAAGGGACGUGUAUCCGAGAAUCGGGAAAGUUGUCUCCGCCUAA